Messenger RNA from Falco peregrinus (peregrine falcon), 3413 nucleotides. RefSeq names its product basic proline-rich protein-like. The record is from RefSeq and is a predicted model, not a curated record. Bases 1 to 1383 code for a protein of 460 amino acids. The transcript is spliced from 7 exons. Lineage: Eukaryota; Metazoa; Chordata; Aves; Falconiformes; Falconidae.
AUGGAUGAUGAGCUAACUGAGAAUUUAUGUGUAAGGAUUAAAGAGCAGACCAGUAUGGGCGACACUGUAGUGGGCAUCUGCUAUAGGCCACCUGAUCAGGAACAACAAGUGGAUGAGGCCCUCUACAGACAGCCCGGCGCUCCGGAGGUGUCAGCCGGCAGGUCCCAGCCGGGGCGGCACCGGCGACUCCACUCUCCGGGGGACGAAGAGCUGCUUACGGUGAGAGGAAGAGGGCGGCGGGGAGGUCCCCGCUCUUCCCGGGAUGCGCCGCCAAGGUGGCUGCCGCCUCCUCCUCCGCCCAGCUCUUUCCUCGGGGUCUGCCCGCUCCGGGCUUCGCGCUGUCCUGAGGUGCAGCCCGGCCCCGUCCGGCCGUCCCGCUCGCCUUCCCCCGCCCCUCUCCCCGGCGGCGAGCCGCGCGGCGCACAGGCCCCGCCGGCGGCCAGCAGGACCCGGGGGCGGCGGGGGAUUCCGGCCCGGCCUCCUGUCCGCCUCCCUCUCCCCGGGGCCUGGUGCACACUCUCCGCGGGGAGAGGAGGCCCUGCCCCGGCCUGGCGGGCGGCAAGCAGCCCCGGGAAGGUCACCGGCACCGCGGAGCCGAGCACAGAGAGGCUCCCUCCGGCACGGCCGCCGCUACCGCUGCCGGCCUGGCCUCAGCGGCCGCUGGGUGCCGCGCUCCUCCUGAGCUCGCUCUGUACCGGUGCCCGGCGGCCGCCUCCGAGCCUGAGUGCCAGGCUGCCCCCUUCCCCUUCCUUCCUUGCUUCCUUCCUUCCUUGCCUCCCGCCCCUUCCCCGCUGCCAGCCUUCCCCCGCCGGGUCCCUCCGGCGCCCGGUGCCAGGCUGCCCCCUGCGGGUCUCGGGGCCGAGGCUGCCCGGCGCUGCGCCCAGCGGGCCGAAGCGGAGGCGGGCGCCAGGGCGGCCGCCGCUGCCGUUCCGCGGGUGCCGGGAGCGAGGUGCCCGCCACCUCUCUGCCCCGGGCUCAGCGGCAGCUGCAGUGACUGUGUGUCUGUGUCAUGUCUGUGCAUGGGCGGGCGGAGGCGCGGGCCGAGGCGGAGCCAAGCCCGCUGACACGCCGCCCAGCGACAGGCGCCGAGCGCCCAACCAGCAGCGGCCGUCACCGCGGCCCGCCCGCCCGCGCAGCGCGGCGCCCCGGGCCGCUACACCUGGGCCCGGGCGGAGGGGGCAGCGAGCCCGUCCGGCGGGAGCGGGCUGUGCCGGGAGGGCCGGCUCUGCGGUCGGCGGCCGCCCCCCCGCUCCACGGCGGUCCCGAGCGCCGCACCUGAGGCGCCGUCCCGCGCUGUGGUUUCUCCCAGAAUUCAGUCGUACUUCUAGACACAAAAAGAAUCUUCUGGCAAAGAAAAGCAACAUUGGACAAACUUUUAAGUAAUUUUAAACCUUACUAUCUAUGAAGGUGAAAUUGACCCAGGUAUUUUUAAGACCAAAUGAAGGAGCAAAACUGAGUUUUUUCUAAGCUGGUUACCUCUCUACUCAAGCCCAAGUAGCGAUGGAUACUGUGAAAUUAACAAUGGUUUUAUCAAACAAGCAAACAAAAAAGGCAGCUUCUGAAGAGAUUUGGAAUGGUGGAAUGUGACCCAAUCUGGGACAAAACGCAAACAGAAGGCGAGUGAAAAUAAAAUGUGCAUGAACCAUUUGUCAUUAUUAGAGACUGUUGGGUAGGUUUGCUACAUAUACUUGUACACUUAAAUGCUUUUUAAAAAAAAAAAAUUCUAGAAAAAGCUUGCUACAUUUUUCUCUAUCAAGAAAUACUACCUAAAGGUAUUACUCUUAGUAGUUCUGGGUAAGAGAGAAGUAAUUUCAUACAGUGCUAUUCACAUUCCAUACAACUAAACUCACCACCUUUCUAAAAGCAACAGUCAAAACAACCCUCCCUCCCAGGCAGAGACAUCCAUAAAUUCUUUGAAACCUUAUCUCGUGUUCACAUACACACAAAAUAAGGGUCUGAUUGUGUUCUGAACUGUGAGACUUGGUGAAUGAGUGAUGCAGAAUCCCCUCCUAGAAUUGCAGGGUCUCCACUAAAAAUGCUUGUAUGUCUCAUCAAGUACUGAAUCUCUCCACUAAUUUUGGCAGGAAUUUGCUCUGUUCCCCUACACUUACCAGUCCCUUUAUUUGAAAAAAAAAUUAAAUAAUCUGACUUAAUUAUCACGUAAAUUGUUUCAGAGAGAACCAAAAGAUGCAGGAGUAAAGAAGAACUAGUUAGGUGUAAUCUACUGCUGGUGUUAUGAAAACAUUGCUUUGGGAAAUAAGUAGUAAUCUGUAUGUGAUACAGAACUAGUUUUUGUUUGACACGUGUUCUCUUCAAAGGAGAAAAAAGAAAUCAACCUAACCUGCACUUCUGCAGUUAAAAGAACCUCUUUUCUAAAAUUGUGAUCUAUUCAGUUCAUGUUUUCAGAUUCACUUGAUUUAUUAAAGCAGUAAUUCAUGGGUGCAAUUGGAAACAUCUGGGCAAUGGGAGGGAAUAAAAGGUAGCCAGAAUAAGGAACAGGAGUGCAGACAAAGCACUGAAGCACUUUGCUGCUUAUUUCUUGGUUUUGGGGUUUGUUUCCCCCUUUAUGGCUUGUGUUGCUGGGAUUUACAGUCUAAAAGCUUUAACUCAUUGUUAGUGCUGGUUCUCAUCUGGGAAUAUAUACCUUUAAAUGCUCAUAUAUUCAGUAUGCACUAAAAAUCAGCAACCUUUUUGUACACUGCUAUUCUAUAAAAAGUGUAGGGAAUGCCCAUAAGAGUAUCUUUUCCUUUAGCAAAAAGACACAGCCUGAUUAGAACAUUACAUGAUCUUAAUACGCUUUUGGUAUCCUUGGUAUCUAAGGACUUGACUCCUAAGAUGAUGGUGGUAAUGGCAUGCUGGAAAGCAUGAGAUUGCCAGUCUGAUGACUUUUUCAUGGGUUGUCUAGAACUGAUGGGUAAUGCUAGACAAGAAGGCACACAUGGAGGGAAAGGACUGCUGCCAACAGUAAAAGAGUCACUGUUGCUCCUUCCUCUAUAGCUAUGACAAGAAGCCAAUGUUCCAGCCAUAAGUAGGCAGAGGUUGGUGGGGGAUUAGGAACACUGACAGAUAACUGGCCUCCAGAGGAGGUUUGGAGUGUCUAAGCAAGAAGAUGGUCUUUGAAGACAAGUCCCCAAAAAAUCAGAGAUUCAGAGGAGUGAUGUGCUGUGAUCAAAGACACAUGCCGUGCUUCUGAAGAGGACUUCAGGAAAUGCAACUUCAGCUGGUAUAAAGAACUGUCACCUCUUUGCUCUGGUUAUGUGUAUCCCUAAAUUAGCCAUUAGAUAAUUCUGCCAUUUCACUGAACUUCGGCACAUUCUGCGCUGAAGGUAUUUGUUCUGCCUUGUCCAGGAGGAAAGGCUUUAAUGGUAGUUAUGGAAAUAGAAGAGAGAAUAAAGCUCCCAUCCAAAUCUUAA